This is a messenger RNA of [Torrubiella] hemipterigena, 972 nucleotides long. The record is from the annotation of a GenBank genome assembly. NCBI's taxonomy places the organism in Eukaryota, Fungi, Ascomycota, Sordariomycetes, Hypocreales, Clavicipitaceae.
AUGGAAAAGUACAGCCAGUACCGUGAUAGAGCCACCGGCAUCUCUCCUUUCCUCCCAGUCACGACUCCUCUGUCCGCCAUCACCGCCAUCACUCACUGCGUCAUCUUCCUCUUCCGACUACCAUUCUUCUUCACUCUCGCUCUCAGCUACUUCCUCAUCUUCCAAUACCUCCCACUCCCCGUUGCCGCGCGAAAGAUUGCACUGUGGGCCAUGAUGGCCAUCCCCGGCAUCUGGUGGGUGGACUUGCAGCUCGACGGUGUCAAGCGAGGCACACUGGCCGAUCAGCCGCCCCAACGAUUCCCACACGGAGGCACAGUCAUUGCCGCAAACUUUACGAGCCCUAUCGACGCCGUGUACCUCGCUGCUGUCUUCGACCCGAUCUUUACCAUCUCGUAUCCCGGAACAAGAAAGGUCCAGCGCAUCGGCCUCCUCCAGGCUGUUGUCAUGGCUCUUUCGCCUGUUUACACCUCCGCGCCUGACGAAUCGCAGCUUGUACAUAUAUCUGACCUGCUCCACGAGUAUCCUGACCGCCCUAUUGCCAUCUUCCCCGAAGGAAGCACGACUAACGGUAAGGGUAUCUUGCCUUUCAGCCUUAGCCUGCUUGACACUCCGGCCGAUACGCCUAUCUUCCCCGUUAGCUUGCGUUACACACCCGGCGAUGUUACAACACCUGUCCCUGGCAGAUGGGUCUCGUUUCUCUGGAACCUGCUUUCGCGCCCGACCAGCCUUGUUCGAGUCCGUAUCGCCGAGGCCACGACCAAUACAGCCGCCGCAAAAGCCAACGCUCCCAGUAUAUCGGAGAACGGAUCUAGUGGCUUGCGAAACAGAGCUGGCGGCAUGACAAGCGAGGAGCAAAAGGUUCUCGACCGUAUAGCAGAGGCAUUGGCUCGUCUUGGAAGAGUCAAGCGCGUGGGCUUGACCCUCCAGGACAAGGCUGCGUUUGUCCAAGCCAUCAACAGCAAGAAGGCGUAA